Messenger RNA from Drosophila bipectinata, 1398 nucleotides. Its product is annotated as lysosomal aspartic protease. Gene Ontology annotation, molecular function: aspartic-type endopeptidase activity. The record is from RefSeq and is a predicted model, not a curated record. NCBI's taxonomy places the organism in Eukaryota, Metazoa, Arthropoda, Insecta, Diptera, Drosophilidae. Gene Ontology annotation, cellular component: lysosome. Gene Ontology annotation, biological process: proteolysis; cell death.
GACAACAUGCGCUGCAAGGUUCUAAUAUUUUGUGCUAUAAUUUGCCUUCUGGUAAUGCUGGCGGAUGGCAAGCAAAGGCAGAGAACUAAGUCUAGAUCCUUGGCCGUCAAGCAAGGACAUAGGAAUGGAGCUAAUAGAAACCUGCAUAGUAAUGCUCGACGGGGAAACCGACUGGCGGCCAGAACGAAGAACCGUAGGAACCGCCGACUGAAUGCGGCUAAGAAAAACAGAAGGCGCCGCAAUUUGGCAAAGAAGUCUAAGAAGAACUUGAAAAAGUCUACACCAACGGCCAGUACUGGCGCCAAAUAUUUGGAGUUGCCAAUAAACUUCCGGCAGGGCUUUGAGCGGACAACGAACACUUUCCGAUCAGAAAGGGCUUUUCUUUCGGCUCGUUAUGGUACAAAUUUCGCCAAGACUUACGGAACAGCUCGUCUCUCGAACAUUGGCAAUAUGGAGUACGAUGUGAAAAUGAGCAUCGGCACACCCAAGCAAAAGUUCACCAUGCUUCCUGAUACUGGAAGCUCGAAUAUCUGGGUACCAGGUCCGAAAUGCAAGAGCAAGGCGUGCAAAAACCACAAGAAAUUCCAUCCAGCAAAGUCAAGUACAUAUAAAAAGAAAACUAAGGCCUUCGCCAUUGAAUAUGGAUCUGGAAGCGUCAAAGGAAGACUGGCUGAAGACACGGUGUCACUUGCUGGACUGACAGUGGUAAAUCAAACAUUCGCCAUGACCCGCAGUGAACCUGGAGAAGCCUUCGAGGAAUCGAAAUUCGAUGGUAUCCUGGGUCUAGGCUUCCAAUCUAUAUCCGUAGACAACGUGAAGACCCUUAUACAGAAUAUGUGUGAGCAGAAAGUGAUUACCGAUUGCAUAUUUGCCAUUUGCCUUAGGGGUGGUGGUACCUCAUCCAAAGGAGGCUCACUAUUUAUUGGCAACAAGAAUACCACAGCCUACACUGGAUCGAACAGUUAUGUAUACACUCCGGUGACCAAAAAAGGGUACUGGCAAAUGAAAUUGGACGGCUUCUAUGUUGGCUCAACUAAAGUCAGUGGCGCUGCCCAGGCCAUAGUCGAUUCCGGAACCUCAUUAAUAGCAGCUCCUCUUCAAGCCUAUAAGGAGUUUGUCAAAGUCACGGGAUGUACUCCAACCUCCAGUGGAGAAUGUUGGGUAAAGUGCUCCACGCACAUUCCAGACAUUAUAUUUAUCGUUAAUGGGAAAAAAAUAAUAAUCAAGGGAGACAAGGUGAAGAUGAAGGUCAAAACUAAGAAGGGCCACACAGUAUGCCUUUUGAUAGUGACCUAUGAGGGGACCGAUUUCUGGAUCCUUGGAGAUCCCGUGUUGAGGACUUCUUGCGUGGUAUUCGAUGAGGCUAAGAAUCGCAUUGGGUUCGCUGCCAUUACGUAG